CCACACACUGGGAUCUGACGUUGUAGGAUUUUUUUUUAAGCAUAUUUAAACUCUCACACACUUAUGUAAUGAGAAUCUUGGUGUAAGAUUUUUCUGCGGAAUACCAUUUGGUCCUAUUAAGAAUUGUCUAUUCAAAUGUUGGAGCAUUUGAUUGAAAAAUCCUUUUUAGCCCUUCUAAAGCUUACAAAUGAUUGGAAGAACUGAUUCUUUCUGAAGUUCCUCAGAUUAUUUCCUGUAAAAUCCUGUUUAAUCGUGAAUAAGAACCAGACUUGGUAGAAAACACCUGAAUCGUACCUGGGAGUUUGGAAGAAGCAGGUGCAUAACCUUCAUUCGUUUCCCACAAAAGAAAAUGGGCUGCGACCGGAACUGUGGUCUUAUCGCGGGGGCCGUGAUUGGUGCGGUGCUGGCUGUGUUUGGAGGUAUUCUAAUGCCAGUUGGAGACAUACUGAUUGAGAAGACAAUUAAAAAGGAAGUUGUCCUUGAGGAAGGUACAAUUGCUUUUAAAAACUGGGUGAAAACAGGCACAGAUGUUUAUAGACAGUUUUGGAUCUUCGAUGUGCAAAAUCCAGACCAAGUGGUAGCAAACAGCAGCAACAUUAAGGUGAAGCAAAGAGGUCCUUACACGUACAGAGUUCGUUAUCUGGCCAAAGAAAAUGUGACCCAGGACCCUGAGGACCACACGGUUUCCUUUGUGCAGCCCAAUGGAGCUAUCUUUGAACCUUCCCUGUCUGUUGGAACCGAGAAUGACACAUUCACAGUUCUCAAUUUGGCUGUCGCAGCUGCACCUCAUAUCUAUCAAAAUACAUUUGUUCAAGUGUUACUCAAUUCACUCAUCAAAAAGUCAAAAUCUUCUAUGUUCCAAACCAGAACUUUAAAAGAAUUACUAUGGGGCUAUAAAGAUCCAUUCUUGAGUUUGGUUCCAUACCCUAUUACCACCACAGUGGGUGUGUUUUAUCCUUACAACAAUACUGUAGAUGGAGUUUAUAAAGUUUUCAAUGGAAAAGAUAAUAUAAGCAAAGUUGCCAUAAUUGACACUUACAAAGGUAAAAGGAAUCUCUCCUAUUGGCCAAGUUAUUGUGACAUGAUUAAUGGCACAGAUGCAGCUUCAUUUCCACCUUUUGUUGAGAAGUCUCGAGUGCUGCAGUUCUUUUCCUCUGAUAUUUGUAGGUCAAUCUACGCUGUGUUUGGAUCUGAAAUCAACCUGAAAGGAAUCCCUGUGUAUAGAUUUGUUCUUCCCGCCAAGGCUUUUGCAUCUCCAGUUCAAAAUCCAGACAACCAUUGCUUCUGCACAGAAACCAUUAUCUCAAAUAAUUGUACCUCCUAUGGUGUGCUAGACAUCGGCAAGUGUAAAGAAGGAAGACCUGUGUAUAUUUCACUGCCUCAUUUUCUACAUGCAAGUCCUGAUGUUUCAGAACCUAUUGAAGGACUGAAUCCAAAUGAAGAAGAACACAGGACAUUUCUGGAUGUUGAACCUAUAACUGGAUUCACUUUACAGUUUGCAAAGCGGCUACAAGUCAACAUAUUAGUUAAGCCAGCAAAAAAAAUUGAAGCAUUAAAGAAUUUGAAGAAGAACUACAUUGUGCCUAUACUUUGGCUUAAUGAGACUGGUACCAUUGGUGAUGAGAAAGCAGAAAUGUUCAGAAAACAAGUGACUGGAAAAAUAAACCUCCUUGGCCUGGUAGAAAUCAUCUUACUCAGUGUUGGUGUGGUGAUGUUUGUGGCUUUUAUGAUUUCAUACUGUGCAUGCAGAACAAAGACAGUAAAAUAAUAACCUUUCUUCUACUUGACAGGAAGCAAAAGAGUCCACUUUCAUACACCAAUGAUGUCAAGAUCUUGGUAACAUCGACCUACAAAGUGAGGAUUCAAUAUGCUUUAUUUUUACAAAACAUGUUAUCUUUUAGUUGAAGGGUGGCACUCUCCUCUGUAGCACAUCUGCAAAGGAUUAAAAUAUCAGUGAAAUCCAUACCUUGAACAAAAACCAGCACAUGUAAAAAUCAUUUAUGCAACUGAAUUGAUGAUUUCAGUCUCUACAGACCUCACUCCAGCAUGACCACUGUUGGUAUUUGGAUCUGGUUCUCUAAUUGGUUCACGGGUGGUAAACUCCACAGCAAAGUUCUCAGCGUAGCCUGGGCUCUGAGGCCCCGUCAUCCUCAUCAAGCAGAAAACACCUUCUUGGAGCGUCCCUGUUCAGUUGCAACAGGUCACAGAACUGUCAGUUUAUUGAGCAACACAUAUUUUGAGAGACAUUUAAAAAGGGAAAAUAGAUGAUUGGCUAAUGGGCCAUUUAUUAGACAUUACCUGCCUUUCUUUACGGAGUCAUGCAUGGAGCAACAGCAAGCAUCUUAACCCUUUUCUUUUUAAUAAUGGCUUAUGUUGUCUUUGCCACUGAUCAUGUCAAUUGAUGUCCUCUCUAGCACACAUCAGCUCUUCUUAUUUUAAGGACUUUGUCAUUUUCCACGUUCUGGAUCUCUUCUGGAUAUCGGAGAUGCGGGCCUCCCUGCUCAGUUCCAACUUAGGCCUGGCAACCUCAGCAUGUGUCUGGGUAUUAAGAUAAAUGAUAAAGGAAUUUCUGCACAAGAGAUUUCAGGGAGUAGAAUUUGCAUUAAUUAGUUAUGUCUUGUAAUAUUUCUUGCAUUUAUACUCAUCUCAGAAAGAUUGUUUUCAACCAUUAAAAUGUGUUCGCCCUUAAA
Molecule: messenger RNA, 2690 nt
Organism: Oryctolagus cuniculus (rabbit)
Lineage: Eukaryota; Metazoa; Chordata; Mammalia; Lagomorpha; Leporidae
Gene: CD36
Product: CD36 molecule (CD36 blood group)
Biological process (GO): long-chain fatty acid import into cell; receptor-mediated endocytosis; lipoprotein transport
Cellular component (GO): cell surface; cytoplasm; caveola
Molecular function (GO): low-density lipoprotein particle receptor activity; low-density lipoprotein particle binding; scavenger receptor activity
Source: RefSeq, a predicted model, not a curated record